This is a messenger RNA of Girardinichthys multiradiatus, 1845 nucleotides long. It is a transcript of the gene lipca, whose product is annotated as lipase, hepatic a. The coding region runs from base 165 to 1673 and encodes 502 amino acids. Lineage: Eukaryota; Metazoa; Chordata; Actinopteri; Cyprinodontiformes; Goodeidae. The transcript is spliced from 9 exons. The record is from RefSeq and is a predicted model, not a curated record. Gene Ontology annotation, molecular function: triacylglycerol lipase activity; apolipoprotein binding. Gene Ontology annotation, biological process: lipid metabolic process.
UCUUUGUCUGUUUAGUGCAGUACGUUGAUCUGAUUUCAGAUUCCUGGACAGCUAUGAGGCUUCUCUAACAGAGCUUCAGCACCAAAGGGAGCUCACCUUCAAAGCCUUUCAGCUACAGAGCUAAAACCUGGAUUCUGAGGAAAAUCCAAACGUCCAGGGGCGUCAUGUCUGUGCUCAAAAUCCUGUGCUGUUUGCUCAUAACAUGUUACCUCAAUGAGGGGAAGAAAAUUAAAGGAAACAGAACAAGUAUAACGGACACAGAGGUGGGGGGCGUCCUCAGGGUGAAAAAGCCAUAUGUCAGCUGUUCAGUCUUCAGACUGUUUUUGGGAGGUGAGGACACCUGCACACUGGACCCUCUGCGGCUGCACACUCUCACCUCCUGUGGUUUCAACAGCAGUAAUCCCCUCAUCAUCAUCACCCACGGGUGGUCGGUGGAUGGUAUGAUGGAGAGCUGGGUGCUCAGGAUGGCCACAAUUCUGAAGACCAACCUUGUAGAUGUCAAUGUAGUGAUCACCGACUGGCUGAGUCUGGCUCAUCACCAUUAUCCCUUAGCUGUGCAGAGCACACGCACUGUGGGCAAAGAUAUAGCUCAUCUGCUGCAGUCUCUUCAGAGAGAGUACCAGUACCCAGUCAGAAAAGCUCAUCUGAUCGGAUACAGCCUGGGAGCUCACAUAUCUGGGUUUGCUGGAAGCUUCCUGCAAGGUUCAGAUAAGAUUGGGAGGAUUACUGGGCUCGAUCCAGCAGGGCCGCUGUUUGAGGGCAUGUCUCCCACAGACAGGCUUUCUCCCGAUGAUGCAGAGUUUGUAGAUGCCAUCCACACCUUCACCCACGAACGUUUGGGCCUAAGUGUGGGCAUCAAGCAAGCCGUGGCACAUUACGACUUCUAUCCCAACGGAGGAGACUUCCAGCCUGGAUGUGACUUUCAUAACAUUUAUGAACACAUAAGCGAGUACGGGAUCCUUGGCUUUGAACAGACUGUCAAAUGUGCUCAUGAGCGCUCCGUCCAUCUGUUCAUGGAUUCGCUGCUGAAUAAAGACAAGCAGAGCAUGGCCUACAGGUGCAGCGACAACAGUGCUUUCGUCAGGGGUAUCUGCUUGGACUGCCGGAAGAACCGUUGCAACACGCUGGGCUACGACAUCAAGAAAAUCCGCACUGCACGGAGCAAGAAGCUGUACCUGAAAACAAGAUCUCGGAUGCCUUACAAACUCUAUCAUUACCAGUUCAGGAUCCAGUUUGUCAAUCAGACAGAGAGUAUCAAGCCGUCUCUCAUGCUCUCCCUGCAAGGAACAAAGGAUGAGAGUGGAGACCUGUUCAUCACAAUAGAUGAAGGCAUUCAUGGAAACACAACCUUCACCUUCCUGAUCACACUGGACAAAGACUUGGGAGAGCUGAUGAUGCUCAAGCUCAGUUGGGAAAUGUCCGAUCUGUGGAAGACCAUGUGGACUCGCAUGCAGAGCAUCUUUCCUUGGGGUGGCCAGGAAAGUAAACCUCAGCUGAUGGUGGGAAAAAUCAGCGUCAAAGCAGGAGAAACACAGGACAGGACAUCAUUUUGUGCCAUGAAUAAUGACGGACAACAAAUUGAAGUUGCUCAAGACAAAGUGUUUGUGCGCUGUAAAGAGGACGAACCAACGCUGCGCAGAAGAAAGCACAGUAGACUGGUUAAAAUGAAUUAACCUGCUCAACAGAUGAUGAUUGAAUGGUCUCCAGAUGAAACAUUCUCUCAUGUGCAGACUAAGAAAUCAACAACAAAAAUAAUUGAAUAAAAAAUAGGCACUGAGAGGUUUGCCUGGAAGUUAAAAACAAGCACCUGUUGAAAAUUUGUUUACAAUAAACUGUGAUAAAUUA